Messenger RNA from Nematostella vectensis (starlet sea anemone), 1837 nucleotides. Its product is annotated as dynein axonemal assembly factor 4. The record is from RefSeq and is a predicted model, not a curated record. Gene Ontology annotation, biological process: outer dynein arm assembly; cilium movement; inner dynein arm assembly. Bases 184 to 1533 code for a protein of 449 amino acids. The transcript is spliced from 9 exons. Gene Ontology annotation, molecular function: protein binding. Lineage: Eukaryota; Metazoa; Cnidaria; Anthozoa; Actiniaria; Edwardsiidae.
UGACGGCGCCUGGGGAAUUUUGAAGUUUGGUUUGUUUGUUUGAGACAUGAUUGGAAAACUAUCGAAAAUUCCCUCUCAACUCCAUGUUUUAGCUGCCACAAUUGAUGCCUGUAACAAUUUCCACAACUCUUCUAUCCGGAUAGUUCUUUUUCAUGUGGGAAGCACUAGGAACUAGUGCCCAAUAUGCCGUUGAUUGUGAAGGAUUACGAGUGGCAGCAAACAGAUGUUUCCGUGCGAAUAACAGUACCGCUGAAGGGAGUAAAUCCAAGCAAAGCUGAUGUCUUCUCAACCGACGAGUACCUAAAGGUGAGCUACCCUCCCUAUCUUUUUGAAGUCUUCCUGUUUGCACCAGUGGAGGACGUCAAAGGCAAAGCCGCCAUUGGCAAUGGUGUAGUAGUGUUUAGUUUGGUUAAGAAAGAAGCUGGAAUUUGGGAGAGUCUACAGCCUGCAGACGCAGCUGAUAAAGAGUUCAUGCAAAGGAAACGUGAGGAGGCCAUUGAGAAAGCACACCUGAGGGCAGAUGAAGAAGCCAAGAAAAGAGAAAAGGGAAGAAGGGAGCAAGGUCGAUAUGCUCUUAGACAGCAGAUGAAGAUGGAAGAGGAAGAGAGGCAAAGGGUGGCAGACAUAAAAGAAGAGGAAAGGCGUAAAGCAACUGAGGCUAUUGAAAACUGGAAAGAGACUCAGUCUUAUAGGGCCACAAUAACAUGCUUAGAUAGUGAUGAUGAUGACGAUGAUGUUGAUGAUAAGGAUGAUGGUGACGAUGGUAAAAAUCUGUUUGAUGGCAAUGGCAAUGAUGGCUACAAUAAGGAAACAAAAGAUAUCAAUACAGGAAACAGUAAACACAUUCCAAAUGGACAUACACAAGAUAAAAAUGGUUUAAAAACUAAGCCAACAGAGAGAAAAAUAAAGGAUAUAUGGUCUAGCCAACAAGGGCAAGGGAAAAAGAAUCCAGACAAGGUACUGCCCGAGCCUCGACCAACAGGAUCCAUCCAAGUGUCGUUUACUCACCAAGUCUUCAAAACGGCUGCCAGGGAGUCCAAGGCGCCAGAAGAGGAAGAGUGGUUAAAGAAAGUGGCCCAGUCCGGCCAUGCUAAGCAGACUGCCAAGGAUAACCCUGAUGCCGUAGAUGAUCAGGAGAUGAAUCCUGUGUGGCUCAAGGAAAAAGGAAUGGCUUUUUACAAGUCUGGUAACCAUGUGGCAGCCAUCAAUGCUUUCACCGCAGCUCUUCUUCUGGAUGGAUCAAUGCCUGCUCUGUACUCUAACCGAGCUGCGUGUCAUCUUCACAUGAAACAGUACAAGGAGUGUGCCCAAGACUGCACAUCGGCUCUUGAGCUGCUGACCCCCCCUGUCCCUGCUAAUGCAGUCUCAAGAUGUAAGGCCUAUGUCAGGAGGGGUACGGCUGCCUAUCAUUCAGAGGAGUAUGUGGAAGCUCUAAAAGAUUAUGAAAGUGCCCUCAAGAUAGACCCAAACAAUGAGAGCCUUCGGGCAGAUGCCGACAGGAUACGAGCCAUUAUCCAGGGGACUGGUACCUAGCAGCCUAACAUACUGAAACUUAGUAGCGGUUCCAUAAAGAAGAUGAAAGGACAUGAGCGCUCAUUCGGGGGAUGUCAGUCAGCAGCUCAAAAUACAGGACCUUUGUAGAAAAGAUGAAAAGACACGAGGGGACUGGGACUGGUGCCUAGCUAAAAAUACUGGGACUUUUAUCAGUGGAUGUUGAGAGUAUGAGAUGAUCUAAGGGACUGGUACAUCUAUGGGUGCGAAAACCCAAACUUGACUUGACGGUUUUUCAUUAUAGGAUUUUGAAGCAAAAAAGAAAUAAAGAGUUCGAUGCGCACUA